Phragmites australis (common reed) is the source of this 851-nucleotide messenger RNA. RefSeq lists its product as uncharacterized. Gene Ontology annotation, biological process: regulation of DNA-templated transcription. NCBI's taxonomy places the organism in Eukaryota, Viridiplantae, Streptophyta, Magnoliopsida, Poales, Poaceae. Bases 172 to 609 code for a protein of 145 amino acids. The transcript is spliced from 3 exons. The record is from RefSeq and is a predicted model, not a curated record. Gene Ontology annotation, cellular component: nucleus. Gene Ontology annotation, molecular function: DNA-binding transcription factor activity; protein dimerization activity; sequence-specific DNA binding.
AAAGACCUUCCAUUUAGGUGCAUGUCUCAUGCCAGGGGCUCAUAUGUUGAGCAACGCCUUUAAAUAGCUCUCCCCGCCGUAUGAGAUUGGUUCAACUGAGGGAGAAGGAGAGAGAAGAGAGAAAAGACAGAGGGAACGGGAGAGGGAUAGAAAGUAGAGAGAAAGAGGGAGAUGGUGUCGAGGGAGCAGAAGAGAGCAAUUUUGCAUGAGAAGCUGCAGGUUCUCCGUAGCGUUACUCAUUCGCAUGCGGGAAACAAAAUGUCGAUAAUCGCUGAUGCAUCGACGUACAUCAAAGAUUUGAAGCAGAAAAUUGCCAAGCUGAACCAAGAGAUUGCAUCCGCACAACACACGCCAUUGGUGAGUGUUGAAGUCCUAGACAAGGGUUUCCUCAUCAAUGUGUUCGUGGACAAGAGCAACCCAGGACUACUUUCUUCCAUUCUUGAGGCGUUUGACGAGUUAGGCCUCACCGUGCUUGAGGCAAGGGCUUCCUGCGCCGGUUCAUUUUGUCUUGAAGCAGUAGGAGAGGACGAAGAUGGGGAUCUAAUAAUCAACGCACAUGCGGUGGAGCAGGCAGUAGUGCAAGCAAUCAAGAACUGUCCAUCGAAUUAAUCAAGACAGAUCUAUUUGAUCGAGUUUGAUUCUGAUGGAGUUGGUUCUAGGAGCACAAUAUUUCCAUCUAAUAAACCCUAAGCUAUACCUAUUUAUUUUCCUUAUGUUUUGUGAAGAGAACAAACUAUACUAUCUCUUUCUACAAGAAGUCGAGUCUUGCAUGUUAUGCUACUUAGGCAUCUUAUGGUGAUGUCAAUAUAUAUUGUUACAUCAAAUUUAUUUUUCAUAGCAAAGUUUAUACA